Ananas comosus (pineapple) is the source of this 2282-nucleotide messenger RNA. Its product is annotated as 2-isopropylmalate synthase A-like. Gene Ontology annotation, molecular function: 2-isopropylmalate synthase activity. The transcript has 12 exons. The coding region runs from base 67 to 1995 and encodes 642 amino acids. The record is from RefSeq and is a predicted model, not a curated record. NCBI's taxonomy places the organism in Eukaryota, Viridiplantae, Streptophyta, Magnoliopsida, Poales, Bromeliaceae. Gene Ontology annotation, biological process: L-leucine biosynthetic process. Gene Ontology annotation, cellular component: chloroplast.
ACUCGUGAUAAGCCUCUCGUCGAAGUUAAAACCCUACACACGCUCUCUCUCUCUCUCCUCUCUCCCAUGGCUUCUUCCUUCAUAUUCUCUAAUCCCAAGGCCUUCUCCUGUAACCCUAGCAUUCACCCAUCCCGCUCCCCCCACCUCCUCCUCCCCAAGCCAUGGCUCUCCUCUCGCUCCCCCAAAAACCAUAGCCUCUCCCGCUCCUCCUCCGCCACCUACGCCGCGCCAUGGAUCGGCCCCUCCAGAGCCCUCCGCUGCUCCCUCCGCUCACGCCCCGAGUACGUCCCCAACCGCAUCGACGACCCCGACUACGUCCGCAUCUUCGACACCACCCUCCGCGACGGCGAGCAGUCCCCUGGCGCCACCAUGACCAGCGCCGAGAAGCUCGUCGUCGCGCGCCAGCUCGCUCGCCUCGGCGUGGACAUCAUCGAGGCGGGGUUCCCCGCGUCGUCCCCCGACGACCUCGACGCCGUCCGGUCCAUCGCCAUCGAGGUUGGGAACACCCCCGUCGGCGAGGACGGGCACGUGCCGGUGAUCUGCGGGCUGGCAAGAUGCAACAAGAAGGACAUCGACGCCGCUUGGGAGGCGGUGCGGCACGCGCGGAAGCCCAGGGUGCACACGUUCAUCGCCACCAGCGAGAUUCAUCUGCGGGAUAAGCUUCGGAAGACGAGGGAGGAAGUCGUGAGGAUAGCACGCGAGAUGGUGGCGUACGCGAGGAGUCUCGGGUGCCAGGAUGUUGAGUUCAGCCCGGAGGAUGCUGGAAGAUCUGAUAGGGAGUUCCUCUAUCAUGUCUUAGAGGAAGUCAUUAAAGCAGGGGCAACAACUCUCAACAUUCCUGAUACUGUUGGUUGUACUGCUUCUUCUCAAUUUAGAAAGCUGAUUGCUGACAUAAAAGCGAAGACCCCUGGGAUUGAAAAUGUGAUCAUAUCUACCCAUUGUCAGAAUGACCUUGGACUUGCUACUGCCAACACAUUAGAGGGUGUUAAUGCAGGCGCUCGGCAAGUAGAGGUCACUAUCAAUGGUAUUGGGGAAAGAGCUGGAAAUGCUUCUUUGGAAGAGGUUGUCAUGGCCAUAAAGCUCCACAAGGAACUCAUGGGCGGGGUAUAUACAGGAAUCAACACACAAUAUAUUUCUUUGUCAAGCAAGAUGGUACAAGAGUAUACUGGACUGCAUGUACAACCACACAAAGCUAUUGUUGGUGCUAAUGCUUUUGCUCAUGAAAGUGGUAUUCAUCAGGUAAAUCUUCAGUUCUCCGAUACUUUGGAACAUGGAAAUGAUGGAAUGCUUAAAAAUAAAGAAACUUAUGAAAUUAUUUCACCUGAAGACAUUGGUUUAGUUCGUUCCAAUGAAUGUGGUAUUGUGCUUGGAAAGCUUAGCGGGCGGCAUGCUGUGAAGUCUAAACUUUUGGAGCUUGGUUACGAUAUAAGUGGGAAAGAGUUUGAAGAUUUUUUCAGGCGUUACAAAGAGGUUGCAGAGAAGAAAAAGCGCAUAACUGAUGAAGAUAUAGAAGCACUAUUAUCUGAUGAGAUUUUUCAGCCUAAGGUCAUUUGGUCCCUUGGUGAGCUACAGGCUACUUGUGGAACACUUGGCCUUUCUACAGCAACAGUGAAACUAAUAGCUUCAGACGGAGAAGAGAAAAUAGCUUGCUCUGUCGGAACAGGUCCUGUUGAUGCUGCUUACAAAGCCAUUGAUAGCAUAAUACAGGUACCAGCUGUUCUUCGAGAAUACAGCAUGAAUGCUGUCACCGAAGGCAUCGAUGCGAUCGCCACCACGCGGGUGGUCAUCAGUGGGGAUAACAGCGAUCCUUCGACGCACGCCUUAACGGGGCAAACUUCUAAUCGCACUUUCAGUGGAAGUGGUGCGGCAAUGGAUAUCGUUGUUUCCAGUGUUCGUGCCUACAUAAGUGCGCUGAACAAGAUGUUGGGUUUCAUCUCUGCUGUAAAAGCUACCAGCAAAAAGCCCCAGGGUAAAACAGUUCAAAGUUCUGAGUGAGCCUCUGGCAACCAGGGUUUGUGAUGCAAUCUAGGUUUGUACGAAGGGAGCCUUCAGUUACACAUGUUUAGAAAGGGUCGGCGUAUUUAUUUCACUUGUAUAUUUAUUUUAUCCAAGUCUGCUUUUGGGAUUGUGUUUUCUCUUAUGUAAUCGUUAGGAAGAGGGUGGAACAACCUGCAGUUUUUCUCUUAUGUAAUCUUAGGUACGUGCUUUAUGGAACAACCUGCUUUGAAUAGAUACUAGCAUUUGCUUAAUAAAAAUUAAACUUCUGUUUGGUUUCUGAUUUA